GCACAGUUCAUUACACACCGUUGACACGAUCGGUGAUCAUCUUCCGUUCACAUCUCACCUGUAAGAAACCACCACAAUCAGUUGCUACCUAACCAGUGGGGAAUGAUGAGUUGCUAACAUCUCUCUUAGGCAAAAUAUCACACAUUAAUCAACACCAAUCCCAUCGUGUUUUGUUACUUGAAACUUUCUCAGUGAUCUUCAUACGAUCUUAGAGUGAUCUUCGUAUGCACUUGGUGUGAUCUUGUGCUGAGUUAAUCUGCAUUGUGUUUGUUGGUGCCACAAAAUGAAGUUAUUCCUUGUGAUUGCGAUCUUCACUGUCGUCUUCUGGGGUCAAACAGUCGCCAGACCCAGCAGUUUCGAGAUAGAAAAACAUCAUGUGGUGGAUAUAUCGAGAAAUUUCAAUAUCACCGCAAUGAAUUCAACAGCAAAGAUCGAUGAAACGAGGAGGAUACUCAAGGAAAUUGACAGGAUAAAUCAAUCUCUCGGGUAUACAAAGAAAAAUCUCGCAAGAUCAGAUGCUCAGCGUCUUGGGGAUUCACUUUUCUUCCCCAAAACCCCAUUUAGUCCUCCGGGAUUGCGGAGAGACACAAAAUCCUCCCCAAUUGUGGAGGUAGUAGCUGCACGGAAGGCAGAGGAGCAUUCACCGGGGCAUAGGGUAAAGUGGAAGGGUCAAGAUUCGAGGAAGAAGGAACUGCGUCAGAGUAGGAGUGAAGGAAUUAAAUUCCUAGUCAUCCCCAUUGAUCCUUCUCUGCUGACGAUCACGAGUAAUUCCAGGAGGAUCAUUGAAUUUUUUCCCCAUUACUCAGCACGUAGUGCGAGGGUGUCAAAGAAGUGGAAUAAGAAGUCGCCAAAAAGUCAGAAAAAAGCUGAAUAUGAGAAAAAUGAAGCGAUCAAGUUGAAGCAGAAUAAUUUAUUUGAUGUUCUAAUUGACGAAAUGGUGGAUGAUGAUGAAGAUGAUGAGGAUUAUGAUGUUCCAAAAGAGAAGGAAAAUUCAUCGAGUUUGCCAUUGAUCAGCAAUGAUCAGUAUAUUAAUGAUCUAUACAAAGAUAUAUGGAUUAAGCCGUACAAGAAGAGGGAACUUGAGGAGAAAAAGGAGGAAAAAGAGGAAAAAGAGGAAAAGGUUAAUGAGGAUGAUAAGGAAGUGAAGUUCCCAACUUUGAUUACAACUAAGAAACCCAAGCCACAUACGACAAAACCACCUAAACCUAAUAAACCCAAAACAACGACAAAAAAGCCACCAACAAAGAAACCAACACCAACAACGUCUACCGAAGUGCCCAAUCCGGAGGAUCUCAAAUCCCCAUUUGGAGCACUCUUCAGACCAGCUAGUGAGCAACUUAAGGACAAUGGUGGUGGUAUUAUAAUUCAGAGACUGAAGGUUCGCAAAGGCGGUAUUGCCAUUGCCGGGCCAGGAGGUGUAGCUACAGCAGGGAGUGGCGGGACUGCCAUUGUUGGUCCAGGUGGUAUUGCAUUCACCCACCCCAGAGGACUGACGAUCGCAGGUCCUGGUGCCAAAGUGUACUCAGUGCCUGAGACAACGGACUUAGAAGCUGUGUCAAUGAAUGUAACUGCAUCAUCGAGAAAUUUUCCCUUUCCCACCGAGAUAGUAGCAACAGGUCCAAUUGUUUACUACAAUCCUGGGAAAUGAAUAAGCAAGGAUUUGAGAGGAUUACUCUUGCCAAAAAUACACAACAAGACACACAAACAUAAUAAAAAAAAUAUCAGAAAAUA
Molecule: messenger RNA, 1731 nt
Organism: Lutzomyia longipalpis
Lineage: Eukaryota; Metazoa; Arthropoda; Insecta; Diptera; Psychodidae
Exons: 4
Coding region: 284-1648 (454 amino acids)
Source: RefSeq, a predicted model, not a curated record